Messenger RNA from Camellia sinensis, 3186 nucleotides. Lineage: Eukaryota; Viridiplantae; Streptophyta; Magnoliopsida; Ericales; Theaceae. The record is from RefSeq and is a predicted model, not a curated record.
AUGGCCCAAAUAGACAAGGGUUGGAUGACAAUAAAAAAUAGAUUAAGUAGUAGGGAGUAUCAAAAAGGGGUGAAUUCAUUUAUUGAAUUUGUGAAGAUAAAUGUAGGCUUCGAGGAUAAGAUUCGGUGUCCAUGUAUCGAUUGCUUUAACGACAAAAUACAUACAAGCCACGUGGUAAAGAUUCAUUUGAUUAGAAGAGGGAUAUCUCUUUCUUAUAAGACUUGGGUGCACCAUGGGGAACUUGUUCCUGUGGCUCAACCUCUCAUACCGAAUGAAGGUCACCAUGUCAUAUAUAGUGAAAUUGUAGUGGAAGAUCGGGAUAUCGGGGAUGAUUUGCCUACAAUGUUGGAAAAGGUUUGCAGGGGUUUUGCAAUGGAUGAGGAAGGGGACGAAUUACCUGCUAGUUUUGAGAAUGUGGAGGGGCGCAACUUUGAUAAAUUAUUUGAAGAUGCUCAACGUAAACUAUACCUGGACUGCACAAGUUUCACUAUGUUGUCAUUUGUUAUUAAGAUGCUUCACAUUAAGGUGUACAACAAGUGGAGCAAUAACUCAUUUGAUAUGGUUAUGAAAGUUUUCAAGGCUACUCUACCUGAGUGGGAUGAGACUGUUCCAUGGACCAUAUAUGCCGCCAAAAAAUUCUUACGUGACUUGGGUUUGGGCUACGUUCCCAUUUAUGCAUGUAGGUAUGACUGUGCAUUAUUUUGGAAGGAGAAUGCAAAUCUUCAUAAUUGCCCCAAGUGUAAAGAGCCUAGAUACAAGUUGGACAACGAAAAGGAUAAGAAGAUCCCUCAUAAGAUAUUGAGGUACUUUCUGUUGACAUCAAGAUUGAAGAGAUUGUGUAUGUCCAAGAAAAACGCUACAGAUAUGAGAUGGCAAAAGGAGAAACGUCUGGAUGAUGGAAUAUUGAGGCAUCCGGCUGAUGCUGAGGCAUGGAAAGAGUUUGAUUGGCAACAUCCUGUGUUCGCCAUGGAUCCACGAAAUGUAAGGCCAGGGCUUGCCACCAAUGGUUUCAAUCCAUUUGGAAAUAUGAGCACAUCAUACAGUAUGUGGCACGCUAUCCUAAUGCCUUACAACCUUCCACCGUGGAAGUAUAUGAAAGAGCCUUUCUCUAUGAUGUCAUUGCUUAUUCCUGGACGAUUGGCACCUGGAAGAGAUAUUGAUAUUUACUUACAACCAUUAGUUGAUGAGUUGAAAGAGUUAUGGGGGGAUGGGGUGCAAACUUAUGAUGCCAAAAACGAACAAUUAUUUACAAUGCAUGCUGCAAUGAUGUGGACCAUCAACGACUUCCCUGCAUAUGGUAACAUGUCCGGGUGGACAACCAAAGGUUAUUUGGCUUGUCCCAUGUGUAGCAAGGACGCAUCAUCACAAAGGUUAACAAGGGAGCAACUAUUAGAGCAGAUUGAGACUGGGACAUACAAGCCAUUUGGAAAACAUCCAAAUAACAGGAAAAGACAAAGGGACGAAAAUCCAGUGUUCAAUUGGACAAAGAGAAGCAUUAUGUUUGAGUUGCCUUACUGGAAGACGCUUAAGCUUCGACAUAACCUUGAUGUCAUGCACAUAGAGAAGAACAUUUGUGACAAUUUGAUGGGAACACUAUUAAAUGUUGAUGGGAAGAACAAGGACACAGAAAAAGCACGGAUUGAUUUGGCAAAUUUAAAAAUUAGGAAGGAGUUACACCUACAGAGGCGUGGAGAUGGGUCAUUUGUGAAGCCGCCAGUUGUGUACACAUUAUCCACGAAUGAAAGACAAGGCUUUUAUGCUUUUUUGAAAUCAAUCAAGUAUCCUGACGGUUAUGCAGCAAACAUCUCCAAUUGCGUGAAUGCUGACAGUGGCAAAAUCUCAGGCCUCAAAAGUCAUGAUUGUCAUGUGCUUGUACAACGACUACUUCCGGUUGGGAUGCGUGGGUAUCUUAACAAUGCAAUUGGUACAACUCUUUUUGAGUUAGGAAAUUUCUUUCAACAAUUGUGUUCAAAGACGUUGAAGGUGACAGAUUUAGAGAAACUACAGGAUCAAAGCGCACUUGUACUUUGCAAGCUUGAGAAGAUUUUCCCUCCAGCUUUCUUUGAUGUCAUGGUUCACUUGGUUGUUCAGUUGCCGCGCGAGGCUAUACUUGGAGGGCCAGUGCAAUAUCGAUGGAUGUACCCAAUUGAACGGCUACUUGGAACUCUAAAAGGAUUUGUUGCCAAUAAAGCUCAUCUGGAAGGUUCAAUUGCGGAGGCAUACUUUUCCAAAGAGUGUAUAACUUUCUGCUCGAUGUAUCUUGAUGGAAUUGAAACAAUGUUUAAUCAAGAAGAAAGGAAUGAUGACGGUGGUGACCACGGCUCAGGGUUAGCCAUCUUCUCUCAAAAUGUUCGUCCAUUUGGUCUAAUCAGUAGGGCACCAGAUGUGUCUGUCAACGAACGAGAGAUUGCUCACUGGUUUGUCUUGUACAAUAGCUUUGAAGUGGAACAGGAACACAAGAACAUUUUGCAAAAUGGAAGUACUUGUGACACCACAAAGAGGCAACGAGAUGAAUUUCCUAAGUGGUUCAAAGAAUGUAUAAAUCAGUUGCGGAAUCAAGGGUCGCCGGAAGCAACCGAUGAAUUGUGGUCGUUGGCGAACGGUCCUAGUGCAAUAGUCAACACACAUUCGGGAUGUGUUUCUAAUGGUGUUCGAUUUCAUACCAUUGACCGUGAUAACCGUUCUCAAGUAGAACAAGUAUUCUACGUUAAUGAUACCAACUUAGGUGGGAAUUGGAAAGUUGUAGAACGAUUCCACCAUCGAGGAAUCUGGAAUGUGCCAGAGAUGGAUGGUGUACCUGAUGAUGUUCUCAAUAGUGUGUUCCAACAAGACGAAACCACCGAGGUUGUAACAAUUGUGGACGACAAUGGUAUGCAAUUUGAAGGCGGUGGCGAUGAAGGGGUUUUGUGUAGAGAUGAUAUUGAAUGUGAAAUUAUUCCAAAUACAAUGGUGACAAAAAUUGAGUUCAUGUUUGAUCUUGAUGCGGAUACGACAUUGUUAAUUGCUGGUGAGACAGUGGAACAGCUUGAUCUGCCAAAUGAAGAUGUGACUUUGAUUGCUGAGUUAAUCGAUAACUUGAUUGUCAAAACGCCUGCAACCAGUAGCAUUGCACAUCUAAUUUUAAACAGCAUUUUACAUCCCCACACUUCAUUGAUGGAUAUGCAUGUUGGGGUAGUGGAAGCAUGA